This is a messenger RNA of Carassius gibelio (silver crucian carp), 4527 nucleotides long. It is a transcript of the gene shisa8b, whose product is annotated as shisa family member 8b. The coding region runs from base 24 to 1289 and encodes 421 amino acids. Gene Ontology annotation, biological process: regulation of short-term neuronal synaptic plasticity; regulation of AMPA receptor activity. The transcript has 4 exons. Gene Ontology annotation, cellular component: dendritic spine membrane; AMPA glutamate receptor complex; postsynaptic density. NCBI's taxonomy places the organism in Eukaryota, Metazoa, Chordata, Actinopteri, Cypriniformes, Cyprinidae. The record is from RefSeq and is a predicted model, not a curated record.
UGGCGCAGUGUGUCGGGUGAAGCAUGGCUGGAAAUAGUUUUUUACUACAUCUUCUGCUCACUGCCAUCGUGGGACGGGCUGCUAAAGCACAGGACGAGACUUCUACUGAUAUGGACAUCCAAACAGCCAAUCAGACUAUAGAUCCUCUGUUGAUUUCUGUGACAUCAGAGGGGCCUCCAACUUCGACCACACCUGCAGAGGUGGAGGAGGACACUGUGCCGUCCACUGGCACCCGCUGUCGGGGUUACUAUGAUGUCAUGGGUCAGUGGGACCCUCCCUUUAACUGUAAUGCAGGUAUCUUCCUGUACUGUUGCGGCACCUGUUUCUAUCGGUUCUGCUGUCAGUUCCGUCAGCAACGACUGGAUCAGACUUCCUGCUCCAACUAUGAUACUCCAAUUUGGGCCAACACAGGAAAACCAGUGGCCACCAACACUGAGGUGCAGCCAGACCAUGAGCGGGAUCGGACUCACAUGAUUGUGUACAUUAUCUGCGGUGUGGUGGCCAUCAUGGUCCUAGUGGGUAUCUUCACCAAACUGGGGCUGGAGAAGAGCCGUGGAGUCCAGAAUGAUCUCAGAAACUCCAGGACUCUGCAGGAGUUGCUGAAGCAGCCAGGUGGGGAUGUGAGGCCUAUGGAUGGACCUCUGAGCAGCACUACAUCUAUCGGAGCAAACGGUAUCUCUGCCAGGAUGCUUCGCAGCCGCAGUGAGCAGUACCAUCUAAACAACGCCGGCUUUUCUUUUGGUACAUCGGCCAGACUCUCUCAUCCUCAAUGCAACCUCAGUAUACCAGGCCCGGCGCUGAAUAAGUACAACUCUCUGAAAGCAGUCGCCGAUACUGCGAGCAGGGGCUACUACAAAAGUUAUCCACUAAUGGAUUUCUCUCAGCAUCAUUCCCCUCCGGCACCUUUCCAACCAAUGCCGAUACACCAGAACGACAAGUCCUACCUCCACCAGGUCCUCCCUUCCCAUGACAUCCAUUCCCCCCUUUCAAUCUCAAUCCCAACCAGCCAGCUGGAGAGGACCCGCAUCCCAAAAACCAUCACUCACCCUCAGCUUUCCAGCUCAGCCUUCAAAGCUUGGGAUUCUGGACAAAGACAUGUUCACCGGCAGACUUCGCAUCCUGGGCAUUCCACUCGCCAUCAGACCUACAGCAGCAGGAGACAGUACAGCACAGAAACACUACCGGAGUUCCUCUCCCAGCCCAAAGGCAAUGCGGGACAACCACUGUAUCAGCCACAUCCCAAACGUAAGGCCUACCAGACCAACAGCAAGACGGAGGUCACUGUCUGAGGGAAAUGGGAAAGAAACAAACAACACUGCUGACUGUUAUCAGACUGAAUGCACAAAAACUACAAUCUCACGACUAUGUAGUCAUUUCUACUUUCAGUGCUAAUCCCCUCUUUAUAUAGUUUCCUAUACGUCCCACUUUUCUGAGGUUAUCUCUUGCCUCUUUGUCUCUGAUAACAAGGUGAGUGUUCACAUCAGAAUACAGGAAUGGCGUCCGAAGCCACAUUAGCUCAACGAGGACAAUGCCAUCAUCACGUCAGCCUAAAUCUAAGUCAUUAAGGGAAAUUAUCCUGGCCAUCUUUAAAUAAACACAACCUCAGGAUUCCUUAUGUGAAAAAAGACACAAAGCAAACUCGUUCUCCUGCCCAAGGAGAGGAAAAGAGCAACACCCAGACGCCUGGUCUCACACUAGGAUUUAAGUAUAAGCUUUGCGGAGUGAGUUGAGGAUUUUGUGCUCAUGAAGAAAGGUUAUUCGAGCUUGAGCAAAUUUCACGGUCUUCCUCUCCGACUUGGGUAGUCUCGCUUUGGGAAUGUCACUCAUUAAAUUACUCAUUUGUUUUAGGGGAUUGAUGUUGAAAAAAGAAAAAAAAAACACUUAAGGCAUACCAAUCCGGUUCCUGUGGGUUACAAUAACCUUUGUACAAAAGAAUGAAGUUGAUCUGUCAGCGAAUAUAACACUAACUUGACAAGUCUGAUAAAGAACCAUGAAACAUUUCUUAAAGCAUUUUUUUUUAUUCUGCAUACAGAUUUAUUAUUAUUAUUAUUAGCAUGUUUGCCUUUUUUGGGACAGGAUUUAAAGGGAUACUUCACCCAAAAAUAAAAAUUGUGUAUUUAGUUCCUCACCCUCAUGUCGUUCCAAACCUGAAGACCUUUGUUCAUCUUAGGAACACAAAUAUAUUUUUGGAUGAAAGCUUUCUGACCCUGCAUAGACAUCAACACAACUGACACAUUCAAGGCCCAGAAAGGUAGUAAAGACAUUGUUAAAUCAGUCCAUGGGACAUCAGUGGUUCAACUCUAAUUUUAUAAAGGUACGAGAAUACUUUUUGUGGUUAAAGAAAUCAAAAAUAUAUUUCCUCUGUUCUUCCUGGAUGUGCUGUGGCUUGUUUGCAAGCAGAGAACUGCACAUGCAUUGUGUCGUGGUACUCUUGUGAACAUGUGUCAAAGAAUUACCGAGAAGAGAAGAAAUUGUUGAAUAAAGUCUUUAUUUUUGUUUUCUUUGCAUGCAAAAGGUAUUCUUGUGGCUUCAUGAAAUUACCACUGAUGUCACAUGGACAAUUUUAACAAUGUCCUUACUAUCUUUUUGGGCCUUGAAUGUAGUAGUCCCAUUUCUUUCUAUGCAGGGUCAGAAAUCUCUCAGAUUUCAUCCAAAACACCUUAAUUUAUGUUCUGAAUCUGAAUGACGGGUUUACAGGUUUGGCACAAUGUGAAGGAAAGUAAUGAAGCAAAGUAAAAGCAAAAUAAAUUUGGGAUUGAGAAAGGACCCCAAAACAGGAGUCAAACUCUGAUCAGAUGAUGAACUACAUGGCAGAAUGCUGCCCACAAGGCUAACAGCUAGAUUAAUUUUCAGUAGAAAUAUUAAGAAAAGCUUGUUUCAUGAGUCUUCAUUAUAGUUUUUACAUUUAGAUAACUCCAGUCAUGGAGUGAAGACAUUCUCAAAAAUCUAACUUCAACUUUCCUGCAAUCUUCACAAGACCGCCUGACUAAAAGUGUCCAGUCCUCCCUGUCUUGCUCACUUUACAGAUUGUUGACCAAGGCAGAUUGCCUCAUGGUGUGAGGCUGAAGAAAUGAUGCCAGCAGUUCUGAGCAAUGGUCUGGACCUUGGAACUAGGAAUGACACACAUCAUUCUUGUAAACCAAGCUAUGCAAUGGCAAAAAUAUCAGCUCUUGUGAAUUAACCAUCCUUGAAAUCAAGAUCUCACAAGCACUAGCUCUCUUGUAGGCAAGCCUUGCACCGUCUACCUUGUACUUGUGCAUCCUUCCUUUCACUUGGAUCACUGGAGAGAGUUACCAGAACUUUUGCUUCAGAAACAAUGUAUCCAAAUUCAAAAACAAGAUCUACUUCAAAUACCAUUUAGAGAGUCUGAUGGGGAAAAGUAUGACACUUCUGAAUCCAAGCUAACUGCGUUAGCUAAUAAUCUGCAGUAGUACCUGGAGAUUCAGUUCAGAUUCUGGUAUGACUAAAAUCCCCAGCUAGCGGGAUUGGGAAAUGGAAAAACCCAUGGUGAUUAGAGAACUCUUUGAACAAUGAAGGGAAAUCAGUGUUACUCCACACUGUUACUUGUUAAAAACUGUUGUAUAAAAGUAAUAAAUCACACUCACUGAAUAUUAGCACAUUAUCAUUCUGAUCAACAACACUCUUGCUAUUAUGAUAUUCCUUACAAGAUUUUAUUAUUAAAAUAUAUGUAGGCAACUAAUAAGUGCUUCCUAUAGGCUACUGUACGGAGUGUGUUUUGCUUUUCUUCGACCUUCCUGUGAACUGGGCACUUCUGCUUUUUCUGUUUAGAAAUGUAUAUUAAGCAUAUUAAAAAUAUUUCUGUAAAUAUAUAUUUAUGUACAUAAUUGUAUUAUCUAAUUAGAGAAUAAUUAGGUACUACAUCGACGCUUUGUAACAUUUAAAGAUAUCUGAAAAUUCGAGUGUUAGUAUAAAUACUAUUUGUUACGUUGGUAACGCCUACAUUAUUGUGUAAAAACUGUAAUUUAAUUAGUCAUAUAAAGGUUUUUAACAUUGAUUGAAUAAAUAAAACAAGAAAGGCUAUUUUGAAAGGAAAUUUACGGUUUUAUAUCAUUUUGGGUAGCCUAUAUGAGUAACCAUCAAUAACCCCCCCAAAAAGUAAUGGAUCAUUCUUCAGUUGGGAUGGCAAAUGACAACUUUUUUCUUAAAUAUCACAAAAUAUGUAUUUUUUUAAACAAUUUAAAAUGUUAAAUAAAAUCUAUAUUUACAUUAUAACCACUUUAUUUGUGUUAAAAACGUUUCAUUGUUGCAAUUACAUUCCAUGAUACUGCUCUAAGGUAUGGCGGGAACAUGCCUAUUUUGUUACAAAUGCAAUCUCCCAAAAUCAAUUAAAUACGUAUUUUAAAACUAAAAGUUAACUAUUAAUGGUGCACAAAUUGUGUUAACCCUAUAGAAUAUAAAAUUUUUAUAAUUUAUUGGUAAAGUUGAGGGACACCACUUGCCACCGCAAUUGAAAAAUGACCCUAAUGCUUGAAAUGAUGAAUCCGUUUUCAAAUGUGUAUUUUUACC